AUGCCCGACUUUCCUAUCACCCCGGAGGCGUUUCCGGCCAGCACGCGCACCGCCGCGGGCGAGGUAGAUGGCGUACACACGGACGUCAUGGUGGUGCGGUUCGCGGACAAGAUUAUGGUGACCAUCACUCAGGGUGGACGGCUGGCGCAUUGGGUUCAUGUUCCCCUCGACAACCCAACAGCCGACGCCUUCUCUAACGCCGCCCCGCCUACCUCCUUUGAAGAUGACGAGCCGGGACCCAACAACGACCUUCUACCCAUGGCGCAUCUGACAGCGACGACAGUGCUGGGCGGAACGAUCCCGGAGCGCGACACUGCAGGGCAGCUUGUCGCAGCACAGGUUGCUAGCACAAUCGCGACGAAAGAUUCGGAAGAGAAACGGCUGGUGGUUGUGGGGAUGGGAUUAGAGAAGAAAGACAUGAGCAGGGAAGCAUUUGUGGAUUUGGUGGGGUUGGUGAUGGGGUGCUUGUAG
This is a messenger RNA of Lasiodiplodia theobromae, 471 nucleotides long. RefSeq names its product Proteasome assembly chaperone 3 protein. NCBI's taxonomy places the organism in Eukaryota, Fungi, Ascomycota, Dothideomycetes, Botryosphaeriales, Botryosphaeriaceae. The transcript is spliced from 2 exons. The record is from RefSeq and is a predicted model, not a curated record. Gene Ontology annotation, biological process: proteasome assembly. Bases 1 to 471 code for a protein of 156 amino acids.